AUGGGCGGGCCCAAGCGCAGCAGCCGGGAGGAGGAGGCGGGCCACGCCGUGCCCAUUCCGUUCCUCAAGUGGCGCACAGGGCUGGGCAGCACACGGUGGAGCGAUGGCGCUGUCGUCGGCAUGUUCCCCUCGCCUCUCUUCAACCCACAGGCGGCGCUUCAGUCUCUCUGUGUCGUGGCCGUGGGACAGAAUCCCUGCAUUGCCGCUUUCGCAGCAACGGAGGAGCCAGAGUGGGUGCAGCUAGCAGCGUCCAUAGUCUCUUCCUCUGCGCCCUCCAACCCCACGCUCCUGGCUCUGGGCAUAGUCCCCCGCAUGUCCACUCAGCUGCAGCGCAAGCUCAGUGGCGUGCUGCUCAAUGAAAUGGCUGCUGGGGGGGCUGCUGGGGGUAAGGGGGAUACUGCUGGGGGAAAGGGGGAUGCUGCCGGGGGGAAGGAGGACGCUGCUGGGGUGGCUGGGGGCGGAGGCGCGGGGAAAGGGGCGGGUGGCGGGGAGGCUGGAGGGGGAGAAGAGGGAGGGGGUGCGGCGGCAGGGGGAGGCGCUGGUGGAGGAGAGAAAGGGGCGGGAGAGAGCAGGAUAGGCCGUAGCAGCAGCAGUGGCGGCGGCAGCGGUGGUGGCAGUGGUGGCGGCGGUGGUGGUAGUAGCAGCAGUGGUUCUGGUAGUCACAGUGUUGCUCGUUCUGUUUCUGCUGGGCCCACACACACCAAGUCCAAGCUUCCCCCGUUCCCCCCAUCAGCGUCAGGACACCACCACUCCACACCACCACUCCCCCCUCUCCACCCCUCUCUACCCCCCGAAGACUCUCGGGCAUUCGGAUUCAACCGGCUGUUCUCCCGGCCGGCCCAGGACGAGCGAUCUGAGCCGUUGAUUCCAGCAGUAGCGACAGACGCAGGCCGUGCCACGGCGCUGGUAGCGGCACUAAAAGACCCGCUUAGGAAAGCGACACACUUAGUGCUGUCGCCCAGGGGGGCUCUAAUGGCUGUGGCGGAUGGGCUGGGGCGCGUUCUGCUCAUGGACUCCCAGAUCUUUGCCGUGCUGCGCAUGUGGAAGGUUGGUGGGGGUGGAGAGCGGUGGUCGGAGUUGCAGAGGGGUGUUGGGGGGUGGAGAGUGAGGUGGGGUGGUAGGCUGGUGAGGUGUGGAGAAUGGCGUGGGGCGGUUGUGAGCUGUGCAGUAUGA
This is a messenger RNA of Closterium sp. Yama58-4, 1173 nucleotides long. The record is from the annotation of a GenBank genome assembly. Lineage: Eukaryota; Viridiplantae; Streptophyta; Zygnematophyceae; Desmidiales; Closteriaceae.